This is a messenger RNA of Nicotiana tabacum (common tobacco), 2530 nucleotides long. RefSeq names its product putative membrane metalloprotease ARASP2, chloroplastic. Gene Ontology annotation, cellular component: membrane. Gene Ontology annotation, biological process: proteolysis. NCBI's taxonomy places the organism in Eukaryota, Viridiplantae, Streptophyta, Magnoliopsida, Solanales, Solanaceae. Gene Ontology annotation, molecular function: metalloendopeptidase activity; protein binding. The record is from RefSeq and is a predicted model, not a curated record.
ACAAAUCCAAAUUUGUGAAUUAUCCAUUCCAACAUCCCCCUAUCUUCUCUAUCCCUUAUUAACCAAAACCCCCCCUCUUCAUAUUAACCCCUUCAAAAUUCACAAAAAUCAACAAAAAAACAUGAUUAUAAACCUCUCCUCUUCUCCUUCUUCUUGUUCUCUCUCCCUCUCACAAUUAAUUAAUUCCAAAUCACACAUUUCUAAGUUCCAUCUUAGGUCCAAAACUCACUUCUCAAAAUCCUUAUCAUCUUCUUCAGAAAAACUCAUUUUUCAUUCCAAGAAUCAAUUUUUACAUGACAAGAAUAUAUACCCACUUAGCAGAAGAAAAAGGUUUAAAACUUGGGCCAUUCCUGGGCUUGAUUUUAGUGGAUUUGAGAGUGCACAGUCAGUAUUAGAAGCAGUUAGUGUAUUGACAGCUAUUAUUGUAGUACAUGAAAGUGGUCACUUUCUUGCUGCUUAUCUCCAAGGUAUUCAUGUAAGUAAAUUUGCUGUUGGGUUUGGUCCAAUCUUAGCUAAAUUCAAUGCCAAAAAUGUUGAAUAUUCACUUAGAGCAUUUCCUCUUGGUGGGUUUGUGGGGUUUCCUGAUAAUGAUCCUGAUAGUGAUAUUCCCCCUGAUGACAAAAAUUUGCUCAAAAAUAGACCUAUAUUUGAUAGGGUGGUAGUUAUUUCAGCUGGUGUAAUAGCUAAUAUAAUCUUUGCUUAUGUUAUAAUAUUUACACAAGUGUUGUUAGUUGGAUUGCCUGUUCAAGAAUCUUUCCCUGGAGUUCUUGUCCCUGAUGUUAGGCCUUUUUCAGCUGCAUCUAGAGAUGGAUUACUUCCUGGUGAUGUAAUUUUAGGCUUAAAUGGAAUUGAAUUAGGGAAAAGUGGACCUAAUUUGGUUUCUGAGGUUGUUGAUGUCAUUAAGAAAAAUCCAAAGAGAAAUGUGUUGUUGAAAAUAGGGAGAAGAGAAGGGAAUGUUGAUGUUAGAGUUACACCUGAUGAGAAUUCGGAUGGUACGGGUAGGAUUGGAGUUCAACUGUCACCAAAUUUCAAGAUUUCGAAAGUUCAGCCGAAGAAUAUAUUUGAGGCUUUUAGCUUCUCAGGAAGAGAAUUUUGGGGUCUUACGUACAAUGUUUUGGACAGUUUGAAACAGACUUUUAUGAACUUCUCACAAACGGCUAGUAAGGUAUCGGGCCCUGUUGCCAUUAUAGCUGUUGGUGCUGAAGUUGCAAAAUCAAACAUUGACGGCCUUUAUCAAUUUGCAGCUGUUUUGAAUAUCAACCUCGCGGUUAUAAAUCUCCUUCCUUUGCCUGCUUUGGAUGGGGGUUCUUUAGCCUUGAUUCUUGUAGAAGCAGCUCGAGGUGGAAAAAAGCUUCCUUUAGAAGUAGAGCAACGGAUUAUGUCAUCUGGAAUCAUGUUUGUGCUCAUUAUUGGACUGUUCCUUCUAGUCCGUGAUACUCUAAACCUUGAUUUUAUCAGGGAUUUGUUAUAAUCAGUUGUGUAUAAGUUCAUAAUCCGGAAGAGUUGAUAUGGAGAAUAUCACAGACGACUAUUAAGAACAGUAAGCAACUAGUGGUUCAAGGAGAUCAUUUUUACCCAUGAUUACUGAACAUCAGUCCUCCUUCCAAGACAAACUUUGCGCGGUACUUGGCUUCUCCUUGGUUUCAAUUUAUUGCAGAUAUGUGGAUAUUCCUGAAUUCCCCCACAUUAUCCUCAGUUGUGUUGGUAUCACUGGAUCAAAAGACAAACACCUUGCUUGCUUCACUAUCCAAUGUAUAUGGAAAUUUAUACAAGUACAAUGUGUUACUUUCAUAUUCUUGUUAUUGCUGAGGAAACUGGGGAAAGAAGGGAAGGAACUGUAAUAGAACAUGGCGAACUGAUGGUAAAAUUUGGUUAUAGUGUGAACUUACAGGUUUCCCUUUUGCCUAAAGAACUAUAUUAACAUUUUGUUCACUCCAUUCUUAAAAAUCUAUGUUGUGGUCUUUUUGUUUCUUUGAGGGUUGAAGGAGAGCUUUGGAGUAACGAUAAAGUUGUCUCUGUGUGAGAUAUAAGUCAUGGGUUUGAGCCGUAAUGCUUGCAUCAGGGUAGGUACAUCACAUCCCCUUGGGUGCGGCUUGGGUGCGGCCCUUCCCUGGACCUUGCAUGAACGUGAGAUGCUUCGUGCACUUGGCUGCCCUUUUACUGCAGAAUUCUCUUUACUCGUACUGCCAAGACUCAAUAGGUCUAUUUCUUAAAUACAUGAAAUCAGAAAAAGUUGAAAGUGCAUACACGAGGAAAUUUUGCGUACACAAAUUGAGCUUGGCUCUCCUGUUUUUCUUUCCAUGAAUUGUGUAGUGAAGCAUUGUGUAGUUCGGUCAUAUUUAUUUCAUAAUUAAGAGUAGUCAUUAUGCUCCUCUAGUAGUCAUUUAAGAGUGUUGUUAGCUGGAAACAAAGUUUCUACUGCAGUUCGGUCAUAUUUAUUUCAUAAUUUAGAAACAAUCAAGAAGUUGUACUUUGAUGUUGUAUGUACUCUGAUGUAUAUUUGAAUAAGAUGACUAAUGUUUUGGAGUUC